This is a messenger RNA of Onychostoma macrolepis, 5453 nucleotides long. RefSeq lists its product as uncharacterized. The coding region runs from base 1254 to 3179 and encodes 641 amino acids. The transcript has 8 exons. The record is from RefSeq and is a predicted model, not a curated record. NCBI's taxonomy places the organism in Eukaryota, Metazoa, Chordata, Actinopteri, Cypriniformes, Cyprinidae.
AAAAGUCUUAUCCAUCAUAUUUGCACAAAUUACGGGUGUAACUUCCGGUCGCUUAUGAAAUACGUUUUUGAAAUACGACCACAAAAUCAAAGCAGUUAAAAAAAGCAGUUAAAGCAGUUAAAAAAAAAAUAAUAAAAUACUUUUUUUUACUACGAAUAAAGCCAAAAACAGUUUCCUAAACAACGUAACUCUAAAAAUUAACAUAAUAUUUUUCUCUAUUAAGCGAUAAAGUGGAAGUGAAGCAGUCAGUCAAGUUUAAAUUAUUUAGUAAAAUGAUUUCCAUUUUAAUUAAAAACGUAUAUAACAACCAGAAUUAAUGUAACAGUUUUAAAGAAAAAAAAUGAUGUUUUGUUAUAGGGUGGAUUAGUGACUAAUGUGGGACUCCUAAGCUUUAGUGCAUUUAUGUCUUCUUUUACAACAUUAAAGUGAACAUGAUUGGUGUUGAAUUCAAGCAGGGGUGUCAAGUUAUUGAAAUUACUUGACUUUCUGGAAAUUAUGUCAGAAAUCUGGCCAUGAAAAUGAUCAAACAGGAAGUACCUCUUGUCAGUCCUCUGUCUUGUGUUUCUUGUGUUCCCGCCUCUUGUGUCCUUAUUUGGUCAUGUUCCUGUCCUUGUUCAGUGUGAUUAUUAGUUGAGUCUUGUCCAGCUGUGUUUUAGUCAUUAUCAGUAAUUGUUAUGUGUAUUUAGUUCAUGCCUGUUUAGUUAGAUUUUGUCUGGUCUACUCGUUACUCCCCGGUGUUCCUGCCGAUGUCAACCUUGCCUUGUCUUGCCCUGCCUUGUUUGAGUUCAUUAAAGACUAUUAUUUGAGUUAUCCUCGUUCCUCCCUGCUGUGUGCACCGUGACACCUCUUGUGAAGUUUACUGAAAUGACAGUGACAUAGGAUUUAGACAAAAUUAAUGUUAAGGAUAUAAAUCUGUUGUAAAUAAAGCAAUGUUCUAAAUUGUUAUCAAAUUAUAUUUGUGAUGUAUUUGUACAUCAAAUUUUGCAAUAAUAUUGUUAAAAUUUUUGUCAUCUCACUUUGGAAAAGGAUGUUUCAAAAGUGGGACAGCAUGUUUUGACUAAUGUGGGACAGUCAAAUAUACUAUGUUAUUCAAUUGAUAAAAUAUACAUUAAGAAAGUUAAAUGCCAUACAUGUAAUUUUGCUUUUUUUUUUUUUUUUUUUUGGUUCAUAAUGCAGCAAUAUUACUUGUUUUAAGAUCCAGAUUCAAAAUUUAGAGACUAGAGGACGAUGGGAUCCUGGACCACGAUGUGUCCAUGAGUGGCCAGAGCUGCUUGUUUCUAUUGUGUUUUUACCAUUACAAUUUGUCUAACACAAGCUUUGAAAAAGAAAUUUUGUAUCUGUCUCACGCAGUGUUUUCAAUUGAAAGUAAGGUUACUAGUGUGUUAUUGUAUUCAGCAAUAGCUAUCAUUUUUAAUUUCUGUUCUGCAGGUGUGUUUGGAGCAGAAAGAGUUGAGACAAUGACAGUGAUUGAGGGAGAUUCUGUUACUCUAUACACAAAUCUCACUGAGUUACAGAACGAUGAUACCAUACUGUGGCUGUUUGGACCUAAAGACUCUGUCAUAUCUCAAAUAACGAGAAAGCAUAACCUGACUUCAUUUUUUGUCACUGAUGAUGGGAGAUUCAGAGACAGAUUGCAGGUGGAUCAAAAGACUGGAUCUCUCACCAUCAGAAACACCAGAAUCAGACACUCGGGACAAUAUAAACUCAGCAUCUCUAGAGAGAAGACUAUGACCAAGAUAUUUGAAGUUAUUGUUAUCGGUGUGGUUGGUGAGACGGAUGGAGUGAAGUCAUUGUCAGUGAUGGAGGGAGAGUCUGUUAUUCUACAGAAUGAUGUUUCUGAAGUACAGAGAGAUGAUCUAAUAGUGUGGAGGUUUGGAGAUAAAGGCGUCCUCCUGGCUAAAAUUGAUGUGGAAACUAAUGACAGGUCAAUAAACAAUGCUGAUGAGAGAUUCAGAGACAGACUGAAGCUGGAUCCGGAUGGAUCUCUGACCAUCAAGAACACCAGAACUACAGACUCUGGACUUUAUGAACUACAGAUCAGAGGCCGUGAGAGCUCACAGCAAUUCCUGGUUUCUGUGAGUGGUGUGUUUGGAGCAGAAAGAGUUGAGACAAUGACAGUGAUUGAGGGAGAUUCUGUUACUCUAUACACAAAUCUCACUGAGUUACAGAACGAUGAUACCAUACUGUGGCUGUUUGGACCUAAAGACUCUGUCAUAUCUCAAAUAACGAGAAAGCAUAACCUGACUUCAUUUUUUGUCACUGAUGAUGGGAGAUUCAGAGACAGAUUGCAGGUGGAUCAAAAGACUGGAUCUCUCACCAUCAGAAACACCAGAAUCAGACACUCGGGACAAUAUAAACUCAGCAUCUCUAGAGAGAAGACUAUGACCAAGAUAUUUGAAGUUAUUGUUAUCGGUGUGGUUGGUGAGACGGAUGGAGUGAAGUCAUUGUCAGUGAUGGAGGGAGAGUCUGUUAUUCUACAGAAUGAUGUUUCUGAAGUACAGAGAGAUGAUCUAAUAGUGUGGAGGUUUGGAGAUAAAGGCGUCCUCCUGGCUAAAAUUGAUGUGGAAACUAAUGACAGGUCAAUAAACAAUGCUGAUGAGAGAUUCAGAGACAGACUGAAGCUGGAUCCGGAUGGAUCUCUGACCAUCAAGAACACCAGAACUACAGACUCUGGACUUUAUGAACUACAGAUCAGAGGCCGUGAGAGCUCACAGCAAUUCCUGGUUUCUGUGAGUGCUGUUCCAGAUUCAGAACCGUCUCCAGGUCUCAUAGCAGGAAUUGUUGUUGCUGCUCUGCUUUUGGCUGCAGUUGUAUCCUCUGUUGUGGUUCACUAUCGCCGCAAGAUCUCUGAACUAGAAAAAAAAAUGGAGAAGAAAGUGUCAGUGGCAGAUGGAGAUUCUGUCAUUCUGGAGACUGAAACUAACCUACAGGGAGAUGAUGAGGUACACUGGUGGUAUCACGAUGACCACAAUCUCAUCGCUGAAAUCAAUGGAGUGACCAAACAGACACAUGGUGGUUUUGAUGAAAGAUUCAGAAGCAAACUGGUGCUGAAUGAUAAGACUGGAUCUCUCACCAUCAAUAACACAAUGAUUAUUCACUCUGGACUCUAUAUACUACAAAUCAGCAGCAACAGCACCAAUAAGAGAAUCAACAAGCGAUUAUUCUUACAGUCACAAUGAGGACAGUGCCAGUGAUGAAGGGAGAAUCUAUCCUUCUAAAGACUGAUACUGAAAUACAGAGUGAUGAUGAGAUACUGUGGACGUUUGGACCUGAAAACCGUCUCGUUGUUAAAACUGAUUCAGGAAAGACUAGUAUUGGUCAGAAAUUCACAGGCAGAGUGGAGCUGAACACGUCGAAUGGAUCUCUCACCAUCAAAAACAUUGAAACCACAGACACUGGACAUUUUAAACUACAGGUCAUCAACAGCAAACAUACCACAUUCAGAAGAUUCAAUGUGACUGUCACAGGUUCCACAGGAGAACGACUGAAUGAUUCAGUGACUGUAGGGAUGCCGCUGUUGAAAUGAGGUAUGAAUGAAUGAUUGAUAUGUCACGCCCACCAAUGUCAAUCACUGUGACAUCAUCAGUAUUUCAGCGCAACAACAUUUUUCUGAUUUUACGAAAGGGAAUAACGUGUGUUGUUGAGCUGUUAAACUCACCAAGAUGUAAAACUUUUUUAAGAUGAACUGGGAAACGUGUAUGAAACUCUUCCAUUAUUAACUUAGCAACUGGAUGCACAUCCCACUUAUUCCAUUAAGCAUUUUUACAUGAAAGACAAAAAUGUUAAACCUACGGACACUCAUCUCAGAAGCUAUUUCUUGAUGUACAAAUCAUUUUAAAAAUAUAAAGAAUGUUCUUCCACUAUCAAGAAUCUGUUGUGGAAUGGAAAGGUUCUUUGGAUGUUAAAGGUUGUAGAACAUAUGACAUAUAAAUAACCAGUUUUUGCAUUUACAUUUACAUUGUCAUUUAGCAGAUGCUUUUAUCCAAAGCGACUUACAAAUGAGGAAAACAAUAGAAGUAAUCAGACUAACGAUAGAGCAACAGUAAACAAGUGCUAUGACAAGUCUCAGUUAGUCUAGCAUGGUACACAUAUCUAGAGCUGUAUAUAUAUAUAGAAUAGAAUAGGUAAGUGUUAGUAUUAGUUGGUCAGGUGCUGGCAAAAAAAAAAAAAAAAGAUGUGUCAUUAAAAUGUCCUUUUAAAAUGUUUUCUUUUUAAUCAAUGCUUUUAUUCAAAUCUUUUCACAAAUGAUAUGGGGCGGGGGACUAUAUGUAUAUACACACACUGUUACUGUUUUAUGUCUUUUGUCUCUUAAAAAUGGUUCUAAACAGUACCAAAUUAGGGUUCUUCGGCUCGUAACAAUAGUGGAUCCCUUUUGAUGCUAAAUAGAACCCUUUUAUAUAAGGUUUCAUAAAUAACCGUGCUUGUAGGACAUGGUGUUAUAAAUACCCUUUUUAAUAAUAGUUUAUUUUUGUUCGUCAGUAUUUUUAUAUUAUUAAUACAAUUUGAAAAUUAAAAUUUAUAGAAAUUUUAAGAAAUAAAUAUUUUAACUGUUGAGUGUGUUGCCAGUCUGUCUUGAGCUCCAGAAAGCGAGUAAAGAUGUGGCUUUGACAGUUACAGAUUUGAAAAACAAAAAGGCUGGAAAAAAGAACCCUGAACUCCAAUGCAAAGAACCAUCUUAGCAUAUGAAAGGUUCUUCACGAUGAUACGGUUCUAAAUAGAACUGUUACUAUGUGUAAAGAACCUAGAACAAUAUGUUUUACAGAGCGUAGUUGUUGCUGUGAUGCCUUUGAGAAUGUAAAAGAAUGUCUAGGUUUAUUGUGAAGCAGAAUAUUUCAUUGCAUGUAUUGUGUAUAAACUCUUGUCAAGAGAAAUGAAGUGCUCUCUUCCAAACAAUUCCAAAGAUCUGAAUGAUAAAAGAUAUUCAAAAAGCAGAAAAUCUUGGAGAUUCUCUAGAGGCCAUGAAGUUUACAUAAGGUGACAAAAUGUCACUCACAUGUAUAACACAUCCUGCAAAGAUGACUUAUGUGUGUGAGUGAACAUGGGUUCUGGGAGACAAGUGCAUUGUUGAGUGUAACUGUCAAAUAUGCAGACAGUUUGGAAUGAAAUGUCUAGAAAGAUCUGGUAAGGUGUAUAAUAAAAUGUGUGUAUUGCUAAAUGCCAUUGAUGCAAGUAAGAAAUGUAUUCAAGCAGGUAAACAAAGCAAUGAAGCAAGAAAUGUAACAAUUAAUGCAUUUGUUCAGUAAAUGUAUUUAUUCAAAUCUUUUGAUAUAUGAUGUAGAGGGGGGAAAUUAUAUAUAUAUAUAUAUAUAUAUAUAUAUAUAUACACACACAUACAUACUGUUACUGUUUUAUGUCUUUUGUUGUGUGCUAUGUUGCCUUCAAGAUAAGAGAAAAUAAAUGAAUGUUUAGGUUUAUUGUUAAGCAGUCAUUUUCCAUUGCAUGUAUUUUUGUAU